AUGAAAUUGUUAAUAGUUUUGCUGGGCUACCUAACGCUGUCCUUGGCAGCUGAUUUAACUGAUGAGCAAAAGUCCACGAUUCGGGCAAAUGCCAUGCUUUGCACGCAGCAGGAAGGCAACACCAAGGAGCAGGCAUUUGCGCUGCGCAAUGGAAACUUCGAAGAUGCUGACGAUAAGGUCAAGUGCUAUGCCAAUUGCUUUUUGGAGAAGGCUGGGUUUAUAGUCGAUGGCCAGAUCAACGGAGAGGCGGUACUGCAAAAGCUGGCACCCGCUGCCGGAGUGGAUCAAGUGAAGGCCGCUCUCGCCACUUGUGAUUCGGUCAGGGGUGCGAAUAAAUGUGAGACGGGCUUUCAGAUCUAUCAAUGCUUCUAUAAGAAUCGAGCUUGGGCUUAG
Drosophila hydei is the source of this 393-nucleotide messenger RNA. RefSeq names its product general odorant-binding protein 56d-like. Gene Ontology annotation, biological process: sensory perception of smell. The transcript is spliced from 2 exons. Gene Ontology annotation, molecular function: odorant binding. The record is from RefSeq and is a predicted model, not a curated record. Bases 1 to 393 code for a protein of 130 amino acids. Lineage: Eukaryota; Metazoa; Arthropoda; Insecta; Diptera; Drosophilidae.